GAAUCUUAACGUGUAUUUUGAGUUUUGUAUCUCUUAGUUCCGAUGUUGUUCUUAUGCAAGUAGGAAGUAUAUUAUGAUUCUCAUAGUUAAUCAUAUCGUUGGUGCUUAAAUUAACCUUGAAGCUAGAAUUAAGUUUGAGAGAACAGUUGAAAUGAAUGCAGAGUCUCACAAAUUAUCAAAUACCGUGGGUUUUCAGGACUCGAACAUUUUUAACGGUUCUAGAAAUACUAAAAUUGUGUCAGCUACAACAUUUGUUUCAUCACUCAAACCCGAAAAUGUCACAAAAUGCUUUAGUCAUGUCUUAGGUCCAGCUUCUCCUGUAGCAUCAUCAGGAGGAACCUUGGUUACAGAUCGUUCUGGUCACGUAUUAGGUCCAGCGCCCCGUGACCAGACCCAGAGAGCAUGUCUCCUGUGGGCCUGUAAGGCUUGUCAGAGAAAGAACUCAACGAUCAACCGACGGAAGGCCGCGACUUUGCGAGAAAGACGAAGACUCCGGAAAGUGAACGAAGCAUUCGAGAUGUUAAAGAAGCGGACGUGCCUGAACCCAAACCAGAAACUUCCUAAAGUAGAAAUACUCCGCAAUGCGAUUGUUUACAUUGAAAGCCUUAAAUGGCUUCUUCAGAGUGAGCACAGCUCUUGGGACAGAUGUAAUUCCUUGUGUACCAGAUGUGACCCCGAAUCUGAAGGUGAACCAAAAACCGAUAAUUUUGACAUCAAUACCUACUACUUUCUUCAAGGUAACAAGUCUCAAGCUGUUAAAGGUUUUGACGAACAAGUGACGCCCGUAUCCAGUCUUGAAUACCUGUCAUACAUCGUAGAGAGAAUUUCUCCCACUUGUACUUCGCAUCGAUUACUAAACUCGCUGUCGAAAGCUGAACAGCCUGACAAACCAAAAGAGUAAAAAAUUAAAAUCUUUACCGUUAUUUAACUGUAUACAAUAACUCAAAGAUUAUGCAUUCAAAAUGGGUUUACUUCGAACCUAGAUGAUAACCUGAUAUCGACAGAUCAUUUGAUAAUUAAAUAACUGUUAAUUGAAAAUAAACUUUAAAUCAGCUUAAUAAGAAUAUUUUAUAUUCAAAAUGCGUUUUAUAACUUCAUAAAUAAGUGUGUUGGAUACUAUUACCUGAGAAACGCAAUUAAUAGGACAAAAUCCUACAGUAGUCAUUAAUUUCUUCAUUAAUAGGAGAGGGGUUAAAAAUUCACAGAAAUUAAUAAUUCACUGUAUACAGUGUUAAGCAAAA
This is a messenger RNA of Limulus polyphemus (Atlantic horseshoe crab), 1241 nucleotides long. Its product is annotated as transcription factor SUM-1-like. The record is from RefSeq and is a predicted model, not a curated record. NCBI's taxonomy places the organism in Eukaryota, Metazoa, Arthropoda, Merostomata, Xiphosura, Limulidae. The transcript is spliced from 3 exons. Gene Ontology annotation, molecular function: DNA-binding transcription factor activity, RNA polymerase II-specific; RNA polymerase II cis-regulatory region sequence-specific DNA binding; protein dimerization activity. Bases 152 to 901 code for a protein of 249 amino acids. Gene Ontology annotation, biological process: positive regulation of myoblast differentiation; regulation of transcription by RNA polymerase II; muscle organ development.